Molecule: messenger RNA, 1364 nt
Organism: Gamsiella multidivaricata
Lineage: Eukaryota; Fungi; Mortierellomycota; Mortierellomycetes; Mortierellales; Mortierellaceae
Product: PapD-like protein
Exons: 5
Coding region: 145-966 (273 amino acids)
Biological process (GO): endoplasmic reticulum membrane organization
Cellular component (GO): plasma membrane; endoplasmic reticulum membrane
Molecular function (GO): FFAT motif binding
Source: RefSeq, a predicted model, not a curated record
CACACUCAAUUGCAUAUCUCGCAAUUGAGUUUGAAUCCACCGGCAUCACAUCCUCAUCCUCAUCAUCCUCAUCAUCAUCACUUCAUCACUCCAUUGCUCCAUCGCUCCAUCGCUCCAUCGCUUCAAAUACACCCACACCUGCCAAUGUCGAUCGAACUCGAACCCGCCACCCAGCUCUCCUUCAGGAGACCCUUGACCGAGGCCAUCAAGGAGGCCUUAAUCAUCCGCAACCCCACCCAGCUGCCCAUCGCCUUCAAGGUCAAGACCACUGCCCCCAAGCAGUAUUGUGUCCGACCCAACUCGGGUCGUGUUGAGCCAGGCCAGGAACUAGAGGUUCAGGUCCAAAUGCAGGCCAUGAAGGAGGAACCCCCUCUAGACUUCAAGUGCAAGGACAAGUUCUUGGUUCAGAGUGUUGCCAUCACGGCCGAGCGCGAGCAGCUGGCCCCUGCUGACCUGUGGCCAGCCAUAGAGCGGGAUGCGAGGGAUCAGAUCCGCGAGAAGAAGAUUCGAUGCGCAUUCUUGCCCGCAACGGGUCAGCAAGGUGUCACAGAGACGGAGGACGAUGAGAUUCCUUCAGCAACAGCACCUGUUUCUUCUCGACAGCCACAGCAGCAGUCGGAACUUGCACCAGCUCAUUUCCCAGGAUCGCCUGUUCAGAACCAACCCGACAGGAUCAGCACCAAUGCCUCGACGACGACGACGACGACGACCGCAAGCAGUGCGGAUGUGCAGCCUUUGAGACGCGAACUCCAGUCUGCUCAGGAGACUAUCCAUAACCUGCAAAGCACUAUAGAGAAGCUGCAACGGGAGAGCAACACUCUUCGUCAACGCCAACCAGAGUCAGGUUCUCCUUCAGCACCGACGUAUUCGGCAGUACACCUGAACCAGACCCAGGGCGGUUAUCCUCUUACAUAUGUUGCGGGAGCAGCAUUGGCUGCUUUCAUUUUCGGAUACCUCUUCUUUUAGAAUGGCAGAACCUGUUCGACCCUCCUCAACGCCAGCAUAUCAAGGUUGUUUUUCACUUUACUAUUCACGAUAAAAAGAAAACAACAACAUUAGGUCCCGUAUUUCACAUCAUGAGCAGGAGCAUGGCAACACUGGACGAUACUAUUAAAAUAAACAUAUUACGACGACUAAAAAAGAUCAGUUGGUAGCCCAUUGUCAGGUGAAGCGAGAGCUGUUCAAAGCGUUAUCUUUCGUUCUUUCCCCUCAACAGGGGAACUUUCGCGUCCAUUUCAAGGGUACUAGACUAGGUCAUAGGCCAGUUGUGUCGCUUCUUAUUCGAGUGUCGACUAAUUUGACACGCGGACAAAGCACCAGUGGGGAGGGUUUUUUUUCUCCUGCGAAAGUGGGCGGUGUCUGGG